Prunus armeniaca (apricot) is the source of this 1515-nucleotide messenger RNA. The record is from the annotation of a GenBank genome assembly. Lineage: Eukaryota; Viridiplantae; Streptophyta; Magnoliopsida; Rosales; Rosaceae.
AUGUUGAAGGACCAGUUGGAUCGAACCAAGGUGGUGCUACGGCACUUGCCGCCUUCGAUUUCGCAAACUUCACUUGUGGAACAAAUCGACGUUUUCUUUUCUGGCCGCUACAACUGGGUCGCUUUCCGUCCCGGGAAGAGAAGCCAAAAGAAUCCGUCAUAUUCUAGAGCCUACAUUGAUUUGAAGAGGCCAGAGGAUGUUAUUGAGUUUGCUGAAUUCUUUGAUGGUCAUCUGUUUGUUAAUGAGAAGGGCAGUCAAUUUAAAGUUAUUGUUGAGUAUGCUCCUUCACAACGCGUUCCAAAACAGUGGUCUAAGAAGGAUGGUCGUGAAGGAACCAUAUUCAGAGAUCCCGAGUAUCUGGAGUUUCUUGAAUUUCUUGCAAAGCCUGCUGAGAAUCUUCCUAGUGCGGAGAUACAAUUGGAGAGAAGAGAAGCAGAGCGUUCUGGUGCUGGAAAGGAUGCUCCCAUAGUUACACCAUUAAUGGACUUUGUUCGUCAGAAAAGGGCUUCCAAGGCUGGAUCUCGGAGGUCACUGACUAAUGGUAAAACGAGCAGAAGAGCUGGUGGACCAUCAUCUAGAAGUCCAAGUUUAGCGACGAGCAAACGAGGUUCUGAGAGGAAAAGAAAUUCUGCCACAAUGUAUGUUUUGAGGGAUGCUAGAAAGAACACCAGUGCCAAAGACAAGUCAACUUACAUUCUGGUACCCAAGCGCGAUGAUCAGCAACCUUCUGAAAAGUCUGUCACUUUGGCAUCUGCAGCUGGAACUCACGUUUUGGAAGAGGAGAGUGGAGUUUCUGGUGCUGAUGCUGUGAAAAAGAAAAUCCUGCUUCUGAAAGGGAAAGAGAGGGAGAUAUCUCAUGUUCCGGCGAACAUGUCACAGCAGCAGAGUUCAUCUGCUAAAAACAUGGGUGGUACAAUUGCACUGAAACAAAACCUGCGCCGUCAAGAAAAUGGGAGGAUUAUAAGAGGAAUACUUCUAAACAAGGAUGCACGUCAAAGUCAGUCUUCUGGGAUUUACUCUGCACAACAAAUCCAGACUUCGAAUUCAGAUAGGGACAAACGACCUCCUCGGUCCCAACAUGUGCAAUUGAUUUUAAAGGAUACAAAUGGCGCUCCAGAUUAUAAUAUUGUUGGGAAUGACUUGCAUGGUAUUUGUAGCGAGAAGCAGGAGAAACGGAUAAGGAAUAAGGAGAGACCUGAUCGUGUUGUAUGGACUCCUCUAAAUCGUUUAGAUGGAUCAUCUGCAAGUGAUGAGUCUUUGUCAUCUGCAUUUCAACCUGCUCACUCAUUGCUAGAUUCUUCAGAAGGAAGUCGUGGAGAUAUGAGAUUUGACACAUCAAAUUAUCUGAUUGGGGAAAACCAAGGCUCCCAUAAACAUCAUGGUCGCCGAGGAACAACACAUGGUGUUAAGGAUCUUGAUGGCUCACCGGUUGCAGUUGAAGGAAAACAUUCAAAAAGAGGCUAUGGCUCCCAUGAGAAACAAGUGUGGGUUCAGAAGUCAAGUUCUGGUUCUUAA